Glycine soja is the source of this 1064-nucleotide messenger RNA. Its product is annotated as probable RNA-binding protein EIF1AD. Lineage: Eukaryota; Viridiplantae; Streptophyta; Magnoliopsida; Fabales; Fabaceae. Gene Ontology annotation, molecular function: translation initiation factor activity; RNA binding. Gene Ontology annotation, cellular component: nucleus. The transcript has 5 exons. The record is from RefSeq and is a predicted model, not a curated record. Gene Ontology annotation, biological process: translational initiation. Bases 279 to 794 code for a protein of 171 amino acids.
UUUUAUUUUUCACACCCUAUGAAAGACAGAUCGUGUAAACUCUCAUUCUCAAAAAAAUACCUUUGAAGUCCACCGUCGUGUAACCCUAGCAUACCACCCUGCCGUCAACGGUCAUCACUCUCCGUCCACCGUCGCAGUCGGAGCAGCCACCAGGUCCGUCGAAGCUCGUACUCUGAAGUCUGUUCUUCACUUCUUCCCCUCUGUACUUGAUUUCUCAGAAAGGGUUGUUGUUUUGAGUUUAGGGAGAAACCUUGGCAAGUAGAAAAUUAGAAUUUUAAAUGGCCAUGAGAGGAGGAAGGAAGAAUUUGAAGAGGGCAACAGAGGAAAAACAUAUAACCCUUCAAGAUGGCCAAGGCAUCAUGCAGGUCGUGUCUCUUCGAGGUGCUAAUAUCAUUGAGGUCAUGGAUGCAAGUGGCAACAAAUUGCUAGCUCUAUUCCCUGCUAAAAUUCAGAAAAGCAUGUGGAUUAAACGAGGGAGCUUUGUUGUUGUUGAUGAAAGUGGAAAGGAAAAGGCUCUUGAAUCGGGUAGCAAGGUUGCAUGCCUUGUUUCUCAAGUUCUUUUCUCAAAACAAGUUCGAGAACUAGAGAAAUCUCCAGCAUGGCCUGAAAGUUUUAAAUCUGCAAUGGUAGAUGAUUCAAUAGAAAGUACAACCUCCCAACAAGAGCAUGAGCUGGAGGGGAGUGAUGAUGAUGGACUACCUCCAUUGGAAGCCAAUACAAACAGGAUAAGACCUGCUGAGUUGCAAGCUGAUGAUGAAGAUUCAGAAUCCAGUUCAGAUACAGAUGAUGAUUGAACCAUAUAGUUAGGCUCUCAUGCCUGCAUAUGAAUUAUUACAUUCAAGCUAAACCGACAAUGUAUGUUAUAGAAUGUUCUUGUCCUAUCUUUAUGUGUUGAUUCUGCUGAACAUUUGUGUUUCAGCUCUCUCAACUAAAAGAGUGUUUCAGUCUCAUUUUCUUUCCUUUUUUUGGGGGGAGGAGAAUAUUGGUUCGAAUUCUCUCAGUUUAUAUUUUAUUAACUUAAUGAGAAAAUUAAAUCAAAUGUUGAAGACCGAAGACUUUCAGUA